Messenger RNA from Eruca vesicaria subsp. sativa (arugula), 171 nucleotides. The record is from the annotation of a GenBank genome assembly. NCBI's taxonomy places the organism in Eukaryota, Viridiplantae, Streptophyta, Magnoliopsida, Brassicales, Brassicaceae.
AUGGCAGAACGACGACGCCUCUCUCUCCUUUGCAGCCGUAUCCGAACCCAACAGUUACCUCUCUCUCAAUCUCCUCUCAUGUUUGCUCCUCAGGUUCUGGUGAUUCUUCUUCAAAGACAAGAUGAUAUCCACAUCCCAAUUCCAUCUUUAAUAAAAUCUCCUUCCAACUAA